GCGCUUCAAGGUAAACAAUCAAAUACUGUUAAUGAAGUGCGUUCAAAACCAGAUGAACAUUCCUUUCAGGCUCAAAAGGCAACCAAGCUUUUAGAGAAGACGCAAUUUAUGAAGUUUAAACUCGUACACCAUACAAGCAUAAAUAUCUGAGAUUGGAGCACCCAUUUCUGCGGAUCAAUUUUCACAAUAUCAUAGCACUUCCUUUUCAAUUUUUAAUAUGUUACGUCACAGCCCACUUUACCCAAUGAAAAUCAAAGAAAUUCUGUUCACAGAGAAAAACACAACAAAAGUGAUCCAAAGAUGAUUUCAUUUGGUUCAAAGAGCUUGCCACUUGCGAUUGUGCAAAAAGCUCGACAUUCAAAACUAUCAGUUUUAGCAGCAGAAUUGUGUGGCUUAGUAUUUACGCCACGUAAAUUGGCUUUAUGUUCUCUUAAAGGAAAAAAAACAAAUGCCCAUAAAAAUGUUUUUCAAAAGCAGGCAAUUGAUGAAGAGAAAGUGAAAGGGAUAAUCGAAUACAUUGCCAAGUAUUUUUCCAAGUUCUGUGAUGACGUUAAAGACGAAGUAUACAAAGCCAUUGGAAAUAAGCUCAACAACUUGUCCAAAACUUCCGAAGGAAAGAGAAUAAUAAACGAGCAUCUCGCUGAAAAAUCAGGGCAGCAAGAAUUAGCAACACAGCAGCAAGUUGAAAACAAUCAACAACCCUGUAACGUAGUUGCAACAGAGCAACAGAAACAAACAGAUCUGCAGGUUGAGCAAGCGGAUCCAACUAAUCAAGAACCAGAUACAGUAAAACCUCGUUUAUCCGAGGUAAUGUGGGGAAGGGGUACCUCGGAUAAGCGAAAACUCGGUUAA
Wasmannia auropunctata (little fire ant) is the source of this 852-nucleotide messenger RNA. RefSeq lists its product as uncharacterized. The record is from RefSeq and is a predicted model, not a curated record. Gene Ontology annotation, molecular function: DNA binding. NCBI's taxonomy places the organism in Eukaryota, Metazoa, Arthropoda, Insecta, Hymenoptera, Formicidae. Bases 301 to 852 code for a protein of 183 amino acids. The transcript has 5 exons.